CAAAAAUGACAUUUUAAUAAACUUGUGUUUUCUGGUUAUUUUGUAACUGCAGAAUUGUUUUUAAUCUUUUAGGUAUAUUUAAAUUAGGUACAUAAUGUUUAAAUUACUUAGUAGACAUGGACGUCGAAGCGGUAUAGUCAGUUUAUUCUGUGAGAAGAACAUUGAGGUUAGAAGAGCGAGAGUAUAUUACUUCUAUUCUUCAGCUAGUUCAGCGCGUUUCGCUUCUACCGGUAGUGAUGUCGGUAAAACUACGCCGUUGGUGGAAUAUAUUCCAGAGCCACCACCGAUACCUGAUCCUUUAACUAUCAGUGAUGUUACAGAAGUAGUUCAGUCCGUGGCUGCUAACGGUGAACCAACGUUUGCCAGUCUUGGUCUUGGAGGAUGGGGCCCAGUAGGAAUUGUUCAAAAUUGCUUAGAAUACCUACACAUCUCACUCGAUGUUCCUUGGUGGGGUGCUAUCAUGAUUGGAACUAUAGUUGUAAGAGUUAUCAUGUUCCCUCUCGUAAUUCUAGCACAAAGAAAUACUGCAGUUAUGAAUAACAAUUUACCAGAAAUCCAAUUACUUCAAAUGAAAAUGACAGAGGCUAGGCAAACAGGAAAUCAGUUAGAAGCAGCUCGUUAUGGACAAGAAAUGAUGAUUUUCAUGAAAGAAAAAGGUUUAAAUCCCUUAAAAAAUCUCCUAGUUCCUCUGGCUCAAGCUCCACUCUUUAUUUCAUUUUUCAUGGGAUUAAGAGGUAUGGCAAAUUGUCCAGUCGAAAGUAUGAUGCAUGGUGGAUUAUGGUGGUUUACAGAUCUUACUGUACCUGAUCAAUUCUUUAUUUUACCUAUAAUAACAAGUGUGACAAUGUGGGCCACCAUUGAAGUUGGUGUAGAUGGUGGACGUCUUGAUUCCCAAAAUAUGCACAUGAUGAGGUAUUUCCUUAGAGCAAUUCCAAUAGUUAUGAUACCUUUUACAAUAAACUUUCCUGGGGCAAUUUUAGUAUAUUGGUGCUCGACAAAUUUCAUUUCUCUAUGUCAAGUAUCUUUCUUGAAGAUACCAGCAAUAAGAGAUUAUUUCAAAAUACCAAAACUUAUCAAACACAAUCCCGAGAAUUUGCCAAUUAAGAAAAAGGGAUUUGUAGCGGGAGCUAAGGACUCAUGGACAAACAUGAAACUAUCGAGGGACCUUGCUGACAGACAGAGAAUCGAUGAAAUGAUAUUUACAAGAGCUGGUAAAGGGCCUUUGCAAAAAACUUAUAAAUACGAUCCAACGAAAAUCGAAGCCAAACAAAAAUAAUUGUUAGACUUAUUGUAACUUUAGUUUGUAGUUAUGUAAUAAAUCUUGUUUUAAUUA
Molecule: messenger RNA, 1333 nt
Organism: Vanessa atalanta (red admiral)
Lineage: Eukaryota; Metazoa; Arthropoda; Insecta; Lepidoptera; Nymphalidae
Gene: OXA1L
Product: mitochondrial inner membrane protein OXA1L
Exons: 1
Coding region: 95-1276 (393 amino acids)
Biological process (GO): mitochondrial respiratory chain complex IV assembly; protein insertion into mitochondrial inner membrane from matrix
Cellular component (GO): mitochondrial inner membrane
Molecular function (GO): membrane insertase activity
Source: RefSeq, a predicted model, not a curated record